AUGGAUCACUUCUUGCUGGAAUCAGAGGUCUCCCUCCCCGGGCCAAGCCUGCCCACCCCCGUUGCAGUCUACAAGCACCGCGCAACAAGCAUGCGCUUCGUAUUCGUCUCUAUCCCCGGUCCUCAAGCAACUGCCACCAUUAUCGUCCCCACCGUCGUCAAGGAUUCCAGGGGUCUCCCCCAUACCCUCGAGCACUACGACCAGUAUGUCACAGAGGUGUAUCAUGUCGAUGGCGAGGGCAAGCAGCAGGGAGUCGUCUUUUCAGAAAUGGCCGCCAGAGAGAACUCAGAGGCUGAUCUUCUGGAUCUUGCAUUGAGGAGGCUCCUGUACCCAGACUCACAGACAUACUACUACGAAUGCGGGGGAUUGACGGCCGAAAUCCCAAAGAUGACCAAUGACGACAUUCGGGAAUAUCACGAAAAGUUCUACCACCCUUCCAACAUGACCAUCGUCGUCGCAGGAGACAGUCUACAGCCCGAAAGGAUCUUUGAUAUCUUGAUCCAACAAAAUAUUCUCAACGGCGUCAAGACAGAGGUUUUUGACAUUACACAGGAGAUGGAUCUUUCUCUGGGUCGUGGAAAUGCGCCCAUCAUGUCAAAGGAGACGAAGCUUACAUCGAGGACUAUUCGGUUCCCCUCAGCGGAUGAGGACGUUGGGUCGAUUGGAUAUGCGUGGUUGGGUCCCAACUUGCACGAUAUCAGGACGAUGGUCGCGCUGGAUAUUCUUUUCAGGUGUUUGCAUGAGACCUCUGCAUCACUGUUCUCACAGGCGUUUGUGGAGCGGAGGAACCCUAUUGCCAGUCAUGUCGAUUUUGACGUGAAGGGGUGCAUGGAUUCGUCGCUUUUGCUGCUCUUCUCUGGAGUGCCCAUCCGGUCAAAGGCCAAGUCUGGAAAGAGCAAGAACGGUGAAGGGGAGAGUGGACCCAUGUCGGAUGGUGAGGAGCAGGGCGAAAGGGAUGAGAGUGACGAUCAAGGUGACGACAGCGAAGGCGACCAGUCAGACGAUGAAGAAGAGGAUGAUGACGAGGGUGAGGAUUCAGAGAGUGACGAGGAUGACGACGAAAAGGAAUCGGAAGGUGCAAACGAUGAUGCAGAAGAAUCGCAGGACUUGUUCGAGCCAGGAUAUUUCCACAGCUUGGUCCUGAAGGUGCUGGACGACUUUGUCAACAACGGCCUCUCCGACCCAACAGAGAUGAGCCGCAUUAUCGCCAGACACCGAACAAAAAUCUACGAAUCGAUCGAGGAUGACCCUCAUGAGGCUGCAACAUCGUAUUUGGUUCCUGACAUCUUGGCACACGCAUAUCUGGAAAAGGACAAGACCAAGCCCGCGUCGAUUGGUACUCGAUCCAACAUUUUUUCGAUUAUCGACGAGAUGGAGACAAUGCAGCCACAGUUCUGGAGGGAUCUUGCCCGGACAUGGUUGCUGGAGCCGUCGAUGGUGGAAGUCCAGAUGAUCCCCAACAGCCAGCUUGGAAAGGUGAUCAAGGCAACUGUCUCUCAGAAUCACAAGGAUCUCGUGGAGUCGUUUGGAGUUGAGGGUUUGGCCAAGCAAGGAGUCAUAGUGACGGAGGCUGUUGAGGCCAACAAGGUUAAUAUGACACCCGAGAUCAUUGCGACCAUGCCACCUAUCUCUGAUACUUCUCAGGUCCCCACCAUUCCUAUCGAGUCGAGCUAUGUUGUCACGGGCAGUCAAGGACAGGACGAGUCACGGCCCUUCAAGGUUGUUCAGGUGGUCGAGACCAACACAUUCUUUUCUCAUGUCAAGCUUUGUCUGCCCCUGACACAUCUGGACGAAGACCUUCGACCUUACUUGGUCCUUUUCCAGGAGCUGGUCUUCCAGUCAUCAUGUGCGAUCCCCAAGUAUGCAGGCGAGGAGGGCUCGGAGGAGAUUGUGUUUGAGAACUUGGACUACCAGUCUGUUGUCACAUUGGUCUCCAACACCUUUGUGUCACACGAGGCUGCCGUCGGCUUCGGAAACGAUAUCUUUGCUUGCUCAUGGCUAUCGGAGCUGUUUAUCCUGGCUUGUUCCGCCGAGCGGUCCAAGUUCAAGGAGCAGUGCCAGCUUCUUCUCCGGGUCCUGAUGUUCACAGAGUUCACGGAGGACCGGAUCCUGACUGUUGCCAAGAACUUGCUGACCCAAAUCAUGGAGCUCAAGCGAGAUGGCGCAGAUAUGUUGGCCAUGGUCAGCACUCGGAUGACGACACCUGUUCGUGGGUACGAGCUGUCCACCAGAUACUGCCGCAAGGUGGAUAUGACCCCUCGACCCAAGGCCAACCCUGCGCAGUUGGAAUCGACAAUACCUAUCCUUGGCAACGACAUGGCAAUCUCGGCCUUCCGCCAGGAACCGUUCCUGAAAAGGAUUGUUCAGGAGCUCAAGUUAAAGACAGACCAAGUGCCCAAAAUCCUUUCUCGACUCGAGAGGAUCAAGCAGGCGAUGUUGCAGUCGAUUUCGGAGGUGAUAUUGAACUCCAAGAGGAACGGCAACACUGAGGCUGCGGGCUUUGCGCAGAUCGGCGUUCCUAUCGGGUUUGGAGCAGAGGUGGACCCUGUCAAGAUGUUGACUGAGAUCUGGGAUCAGGAGCAUGCGCUUUACCAGGCCACAUCUGGGGUCUCUCUUGCUUACUCGGCCGCAGCGUUGAACUCCAAGAAGAGAAAGCCCUCUGAGCCCUUUCAUCAGCAACAGGAUCAACCCAGCAUCAGGAUCUCCAAGGACGAGGUCGAGGCGACGGUUAAGACCUCCAACCUGACCUUGAACGACGGCACUCAACCUACCGAUAGAUCGACAAAUAAGGGUCUCAACCCUUUCCCGUUCCCAAGAACACCUUACCGACCACUCGCUGCUAGCAAUGGCGUCAAGGCACCCAAUAGCGUGCUAAUCCCAUCCAAAUCGAUCACAUCCUCCUACUUGGUGUCGAUUGUUCCUUGUGACAUUGUCUACCACCCUGAGAAAGCGACUGAGGAAAACCAUUUGGAUCAACACGCCACCCUCUUGCUGUGCGAGAUCCUCUCUCGCAGCGAGGGUCCUCUCUACUCGGCUAUCCGAGGUCAGGGUUACGCGUAUGGAUGUUCAAUCUCGGUGUAUCUUUGGACGGCCCAGAUGGCGUUUGAGAUCCGAGAUGCCAUGGAUCCUGUCAAGGCCUAUGAUGCCUUCUUAGAUAUCAUUCGUCGUAUGGACACAGAGUGGGAAGAGACUGUUGGAGGCCAGUUUGAGAUUGAGACUGCAAUGGCUUCUCAGGCUUACCAGACUUGUAUGGAGCGUGCUACUGCUGGUGGUGCCCUCUCCUGGGUCCUCCGCGGCGCUGUCCGGGGAUAUACUUCAUUGGAUGAGCUGUCCAAAACGGGCAACUAUCUCAACAAGGUCACCGUUGACGAUUUGAAGAGAGUCUACAACAAGUACUUCAAGCAAUUCCUAAACGGACGCGACGGACUGACAACAGUGUUGUUGACACCCCCAUCGCCUCCCGAGUCGAUCAAGUCCCACUUUGCGCAGUAUGGAAUCAACUUCCAGGAGGCAGCCCUUCAGGAUUUCGAAAUCGAACCCACUUACGACUUUCUCCCCAGUUCGAGCGCGCCUUCGUCAAGGAUUAUCUCACCUGCUGGAACCACGCCUGGGUCGCCUCUUUCUUCGUCUAGUUCUUCUGUUGCCUAA
This is a messenger RNA of Linnemannia hyalina, 3648 nucleotides long. Lineage: Eukaryota; Fungi; Mortierellomycota; Mortierellomycetes; Mortierellales; Mortierellaceae. The record is from the annotation of a GenBank genome assembly.